This is a messenger RNA of Ictalurus furcatus (blue catfish), 3790 nucleotides long. It is a transcript of the gene spint1b, whose product is annotated as serine peptidase inhibitor, Kunitz type 1 b. The record is from RefSeq and is a predicted model, not a curated record. The transcript is spliced from 10 exons. Lineage: Eukaryota; Metazoa; Chordata; Actinopteri; Siluriformes; Ictaluridae. Gene Ontology annotation, molecular function: protein binding; serine-type endopeptidase inhibitor activity. Bases 613 to 2079 code for a protein of 488 amino acids.
UCUCACACACACACACACACACACACACACACACGAGAGUCAGUUAUUGCAAAAUGUAGAACCUGUUGCACAGGGAUCUGUGUGUGUGUGUGUGUGUGUGUGUGUGUGUGUGUGUGUGUGUGUGUGUGUGUGUGUGUGUGUGUGUGUGUGUGUCCACUGGUCCUGUCUGAGCUUGUCUGUUAAAUGCACUUUAAUAAAAACACCACUAACAAAGCUACUCGCUCUACAUAUAUAAUUUGAUCGCCAUUAACAGCAGCAAUGUAUAGUCUCUCUCUCUCUCUCUCUCUCUCUUUGCUGUUGCGUGUUUUCGUGGUUAAACCUUGCUCUUCUCGCUAAUUCCCUCAUGCAGAGUGACGUCACGCCAUUGGCCACUUCCUGGGUGGAUUGUGCAGGUGAAGAUUAGACACACCCAGCGGGAGAUCAGACAGCUGAACCAAGAUCCAACUACCGGGACUUUUUUCAUCCGGAGCAUUCUUCCUCAGAUUAGACUUUCCUCUGAUCCAGUCAGACUGCUGAAAGUUAUAUUAGUGUUGAAAGCGCGCGCUGGUGUGUGUUAGUGUGAACACAGAGAGAGAGAGAGAGAGAGAGAGAGAGUAAGUAACUCUGUAUAGAAUGGGGUUUUUGCGCACGGCUGUGUGUUCCAGUUGUGUGUUUGUGCUCCUGAUCCACACCUCGGUACAGAGCUGCAGUAACGAGUUUAUGAAAGGCCGGGACGGGUUUGUAUUGAACACGGAGGAGAGCGUGGAGGAAGGAGCGACCUACAUCUCCAACCCGAGCGUGUGGACACAGGAGGCCUGUCUGAGUGCGUGCUGUCUGCACCCCCACUGUAACCUGGCUCUGAUAGAGGCAAGACCGGAAGAAGACACACUCACAAACUGUUUCCUGUUCAACUGUCUGUACCGAAACCAGUUCGUCUGCAGCUUCGCAAAGAAAUCCGGAUUCACCAGUUACAUCGUGGACUCGGUUUAUGAGAAGCACCUGAGUGGUCCGGUGGUGAAGUCUGGAGAGAAGGAUAAACCUCCAAUAGCAAAUGCAGGAGCUGACAUAGUGACCAGAGCUGGAGAAGAAGUUACACUGAAUGGCAUUGAGAGCUGGGAUGACAGAAAUAUCACCAAAUACGAGUGGACGCUUCUGAGUGGAAAUCCAUCUGUUGUGAUUAAGAACACGCAGUACUUAGAUCAGCGGCUGCUGUUAAACCUUCACCCUGGAGUUUAUCAUUUUCAGCUCCGUGUCACUGAUUCAGCUGCACAGUCAGACACUACGACUGUCACCGUGUUUGUCCUCACAGCAGAACAGUCUGAGCUUCAUUGUUUGACCCCGAGAAAGGUGGGUCCGUGUCGUGGCUCUUUCCCUCGCUGGCACUUUAAUGCUGCAUCGGGUGAGUGUGAGCUCUUCACAUUUGGAGGAUGUAAACCAAAUGGCAACAACUACUUGUCGCAGCACGAGUGUUUAUCUGCCUGUAACGGCACCACAGGGAUUCCUGGAGGGAGAAAAAUUAAAACAGAAGUGUGUAACUCUUCCUGUGAGGAAGGUCAGUUUGUGUGUGCCAGUGGUUGUUGUAUACACAGUAGUGUGGAGUGUGAUGGACAGCCAAACUGUAGCGACGGAUCAGACGAAGAAAACUGCCAACGCAUGAACAGGACUUUGGCUCAGUUACUGAACAUCGAUGUGAAUGAAGAGAGAGCCCGGUGUGUGGAUCCUCCUGUUACUGGGCCGUGCAGAGCAAGCAUGCCACGUUGGUUUUAUGAUCCAUUAAAGCAGAGCUGCUUUGGCUUCACGUACGGAGGCUGCAGUGGAAAUAAAAACAAAUUUGAGAAGAAAGAGGAGUGCAUGAACAGCUGCUCAGGGGUGACAGAAAGUGAUGUGUUUGCAAAAGGUGUGUUUCAACGGACUGAGGAACCCAAUGAACCUCAUACAGGUUCUGUUGCUACUGGAGUCAUCAUUGCAGUGUUGAUCUUGGCUGUGAUCGGUCUCGUCGGUUGCUAUUGUGUGAAAAAGAGGAAGUCAGAGUCUCGGAGUGUUCCAGCUGCAGUGAAUCCUCCAGUACCACUGACUGAGGAGUCACGCACACUGAUCUAAACACACACACACACACACUCUCUCCAAUUUCAUUCGUAUGUGUGUGUGUGCGCACACAUAUGUAAACACUCACACGUUGUGUUUUAUAAAUUGCAUAUAUAGUUUUUUUGUGAAGUUGUGUAAAUAAUAUCUUCAGUUAUUAUAAACUGCUUAAACUCAAUUUUUAUUGAUGUUCUUUGUAUUGUUUUGUUUCUCAGGUCGAUUUAGUUGUUUUAGUAGUUAUCUUUUUCUGUUUUUCAGAUUAUGGACAAAUGUAUUUUAUGAAACUUAUUUUAUAGCUUUUUAAAAUGUUUCAAUAAAGGGAAUUUCACAAAUCUGAAUAUCAGUAUAUAAUUACACUGUGCAUAAUUAUACAGUAAUAAAACAUGAUGGAAUCAGGUUGGAGCGAUAGGGUUGGGUUUUAUGGCAUGUGGAUUGGUUUAGUGGACCGUGUUGGUUCGAGGGAUGGUGUUGAGUUUUGUGGGAAGGUUCAGGGUCAACAGAAGGGGUUGGAAUGGGGGUGGGUUUGUGGGAUUUGAAGUCAGUUUUGACAGAUGGGGUUGGACAGGUUAAAUGAAAAUAGCAUGUUAAUAACCUGAUAAAAUUACACCUUAUACUGAUAAAAGAAAAUUGUCAUAGACCAAGAAUGCUCUUCAGUACUAUAAAUUCUGUUGUGAAUCCACCUGUUUGUGGAUUACUGUGAGUCAGUAGAUAUGUGUGAAAGCUUUUGCCUGUUUUUUGUUGAUGAGGAAAAUUAUACAGAAUAUCAGACCUUUUACUUGUGAUGCCGCUGUUCCUUCAUAUUCCAGUGCUGUCUUUAGCUGGUUUAACUCUGUUUCCUUUUCUUUUCUACACGAUUGUUGACCAGUUAAAGCCUACUGGGUCUCUCUGUGACCUCAUUCCUCCCCGCCUUUUUAAAGAAGAAUUUGAUGUGGUUGGCCCUACUCUUCUAGUUUUUAGUGUCUGGAAUCAGGAGCUGUACUUGAUUGUUUAAAGCAUGCUAUUGUUAAACCCCCUUUAAAAAGUCUUAAUCUGGAUCCAAUCAUUUUAUCUAAUUUUAGGCCCAUAUCUAAUAUUUCCUUUUUUUUUAAUCUAAAAUUUUGGUUCUUCACCAGCUGCAGAGCUUUUUGGAGGACAGUAAGGGUUUUGAUGUUUGAUCAGGGUUUAGAAAGCUUCACCCUACAGAGACAGUAGAAGUUUUAAAUUAUGUUUUAAUGGCCGCUGACUCUGUGACUCUGUAGUACCGGUACUUUUGGAUGUAAGUGCUGCAUUCGAUACAGGUGACCAUGAGGUCCUGAUUUCUCGGUUAGAGCAAGUUGUGGGCAUCAGAGGAACGGCUCGAAGUUGGUUUUAGUCAUACCUUAAAAAUAGAAGUUUAUCGAUCGGUACAGUAGGAUGCCACUCGGGUGUGGUCCCCCUGACUUGUGGAGUCCCCCAAGGCUCUAUUUUGGCCCCUUUAUUGUUUUCUCUCUAUAUGCUUCCUUUAGGAUCUGUUUUUGAAGAGAGCAUGGCUUGUAUUAUCAUUGCUAACCUUAACCCUAUACACAACUUUAUUUGGCCCUGAAGCGUAGACUCUCUUGGUGCCUGUCUUUCCGAUGUCAAAGUCUAGAUGUCAUUAAAUUUUUUAAUCUAAAUGAUUAAAACAGAGAUCAUCGUGUUUGGCUCUUCUGAAGUCCCAAACAUUUCUCACUUAAAUUCUGGUGUUUUAUCUUCUUCAGCUAAAUCGUGUGUA